Molecule: messenger RNA, 1215 nt
Organism: Gavia stellata (red-throated loon)
Lineage: Eukaryota; Metazoa; Chordata; Aves; Gaviiformes; Gaviidae
Gene: ARC
Product: activity regulated cytoskeleton associated protein
Exons: 1
Coding region: 1-1215 (404 amino acids)
Biological process (GO): positive regulation of AMPA receptor activity; modulation of chemical synaptic transmission
Molecular function (GO): mRNA binding
Source: RefSeq, a predicted model, not a curated record
AUGCAGCUGGAUAAUGUCACCAAUGCGGGCAUCCACUCCUUCCAGGGGCACCGUGGAGUUGCCAACAAGCCCAAUGUGAUCCUGCAGAUAGGGAAAUGCAGGGCAGAAAUGUUGGAGCAUGUCAGGAGGACCCACCGGCACCUCCUGUCUGAGGUCUCCAAGCAGGUGGAGCGCGAGCUGAAAGGCUUGCAGAAAUCAGUGGGGAAGUUAGAGAAUAACUUAGAGGACCAUGUCCCAACUGAUAACCAAAGAUGGAAGAAGUCCAUCAAGGCCUGCCUGGCCAGGUGCCAGGAGACCAUUGCCCAUCUGGAGAGGUGGGUCAAGAGAGAGAUGAAUGUUUGGAAGGAGGUCUUUUUCCGUCUGGAGAAGUGGGCGGACCGUCUGGAGUCCAUGGGAGGCAAAUAUUGCCCUGGGGACCAUGGCAAGCAGACUGUGUCUGUUGGGGUGGGAGGCCCAGAGAUAAGGCCAAGUGAGGGGGAGAUUUAUGACUAUGCCCUUGAUAUGAGCCAAAUGUAUGCGCUGACCCCUCCUCCUGGGGAGGUGCCCAGCAUCCCGCAGGGCCACGAUUCCUACCAGUGGGUCUCUGUGUCGGAGGAUGCUCCAGCCUCCCCAGUGGAGACCCAGGUCUUUGAGGAUCCCCGGGAGUUCUUGAGCCACUUGGAGGAAUACUUAAAGCAGGUGGGUGGAACAGAGGAAUAUUGGCUGUCUCAGAUCCAAAACCACAUGAACGGCCCAGCUAAAAAGUGGUGGGAAUACAAGCAGGACUCUGUCAAGAACUGGGUCGAGUUCAAGAAGGAGUUCCUGCAGUACAGCGAGGGGACUCUGACUAGGGAUGCUAUCAAAAGGGAGCUGGAUUUGCCCCAGAAAGAGGGGGAGCCCCUGGACCAGUUCCUUUGGCGCAAGAGAGACUUGUACCAGACCCUCUAUGUUGAUGCAGAUGAGGAGGAAAUUAUCCAGUAUGUGGUAGGCACUCUCCAGCCCAAACUGAAGCGCUUCUUGAGUUACCCCUUGCCCAAGACCUUAGAGCAGCUGAUCCAAAGAGGGAAGGAAGUCCAAGGCAACAUGGACCACUCUGAGGAGCCCAGCCCACAGAGGACCCCUGAGAUUCAAUCAGGAGAUUCUGUGGAGAGCGUGCCUCCCUCAACCACUGCUAGUCCCGUGCCAAGCAACGGGACUCAACCUGAGCCCCCUAGCCCACCAGCUACUGUCAUAUGA